CGUAAUCAGCUCCGCGCCGACUGGAUGCAGUCGCAGGAGGGAGACUGGCAGAUUUUUCUCUGAGGGCGGUGUGCUGCCGGUGGCAUGUUACCGGCUAUGAAAACUGUGGAGGCGGAAGAGGAGUACGCGGAGGAUUGUCCUGAAUUGGUCCCCAUUGAGACCAACAACCAAGAAGCGGAAAAUCUUGACUUCAUCAUUAAGAUUCCAGUCACAAUUAUCACCGGGUAUUUAGGUGCUGGAAAGACAACACUUCUGAACUACAUUUUGACAGAACAACAUAAUAGAAAAAUAGCAGUUAUUUUAAAUGAAUUUGGAGAGGGGAGUGCAGUAGAGAAAUCCUUAUCCAUCAGUCAAGGUGGAGAACUCUAUGAAGAGUGGCUGGAACUUAGAAAUGGUUGUCUCUGCUGUUCAGUGAAGGACAAUGGCCUUAGAGCUAUAGAGAAUCUGAUGCAGAAGAAGGGGAAAUUUGAUUACAUACUCCUAGAGACCACUGGACUAGCAGAUCCUGGUGCAGUGGCGUCUAUGUUUUGGGUUGAUGCUGAGUUAGGGAGUGAUAUUUAUCUUGAUGGUAUCAUAACUGUUGUAGAUUCAAAAUAUGGAUUGAAACAUUUAGCUGAAGAAAAACCUGAUGGCCUUGUCAAUGAAGCUACUAGGCAAGUUGCUUUGGCAGACAUGAUUCUUAUCAAUAAAACAGACUUGGUUUCAGAAGAGGAGCUAAACAAAUUAAGAACAACUGUCAGAUCAAUAAAUGGACUGGGAAAAGUUUUAGAAACUCAAAGAUCAAGAGUUCAUCUCUCAAAUAUAUUAGAUCUUCAUGCCUAUGAUAGUCUCUCUGGAAUAAGUUUACAGAAAAAGCUUCAGCACAUGCCAACAGCACCCCACCUUGAUCAGAGUAUUAUUACAGUCACAUUUGAAGUACCAGGAAGUGCAAAGGAAGAGUGUCUAAAUGUAUUUAUCCAGAAUCUCCUGUGGGAAAAGAACGUACAAAACAAGGACGGCCACUGCAUGGAGGUCAUACGGCUGAAGGGACUAGUAUCCAUCAAAGACAAACCACAGCAAAUGAUUGUGCAAGGCAUCCAUGAACUGUAUGACCUGGAAGAGAGCCUUGUAAGCUGGAAGGAUGAUGCUGAGAGAAGAAGUCAACUGGUCUUUAUUGGCAAGAAUUUAGAUAAGGAAGUUCUUAAGGAACUCUUCCUCACUGCUGUGGCAGAAACAGAAGAGCAGAGGACAGCACCUGGCAAAGAUCAAGUUUGUCCAUCACACUAGAAGC
Myodes glareolus (Bank vole) is the source of this 1270-nucleotide messenger RNA. Its product is annotated as zinc-regulated GTPase metalloprotein activator 1. NCBI's taxonomy places the organism in Eukaryota, Metazoa, Chordata, Mammalia, Rodentia, Cricetidae. The record is from RefSeq and is a predicted model, not a curated record. Gene Ontology annotation, cellular component: cytoplasm.